AUGGGCGAUUAUGCCAGGACUCACAGUAACCUUACCAGGGACGAGGGCAGUGCCUCUCUUGAGCCAAGUGUGUGGAGCCUGGUUAAAGGUAACCUGGAGUUCAUGAUCAGACAGGCAUUUAGACGAACCCAGUUAGACAAGUUUUACAGUAACAAGGCUGUGGAAAAUGUGAGAAAUUUAACACUGAGGCUAGAGCACCUGCUAGAAGGACCCUUGAAAGAUGUGGCCCCUGGACAUAAUGUGGGAAAGACAAUCCAUCAGAAAGUCGAAGAGGCUGUCAAGGGAGCUGUGGGUGAAGCCAUGAAUGAACAAAACGAUACCAAUGCUUUUACGUCGAACGUGUCACUGGUGUCUUUGAAAGACAGACUUGUUGUGACUCUGGAAUCUGAAAUUGAGUUGGAUGUUUUCAAUAAAGUUCUCACCAACCACACAGGUGGCUUCCGACAAGAGGAAGAUGAGAACAGUUCCUUCUUGCACAGCCUGCAUCUGAAAGAUGAAACCAUGUUUGUUGUGCUCGUCUCCAUGGCCAUCAUCAUCCCUGGGAUUUUCAUCAGCCUCUUAAUAUUUUUCUUUUACAGGCGACAGAACGAUGCUAAAGAAAGAAGGCAGGAGAUGCUGCUGCAGGAUCAGCCAGAAUUUUCCAUGGAUGAAUACAACACUGAGGACAGGCAGCCGUCACUGAGAAUUGAGAUACCUGAUUUAGAUUUGCACAAUUUGAAGAUCUGA
Molecule: messenger RNA, 726 nt
Organism: Candidula unifasciata
Lineage: Eukaryota; Metazoa; Mollusca; Gastropoda; Stylommatophora; Geomitridae
Source: the annotation of a GenBank genome assembly